Molecule: messenger RNA, 1105 nt
Organism: Nymphalis io (European peacock)
Lineage: Eukaryota; Metazoa; Arthropoda; Insecta; Lepidoptera; Nymphalidae
Gene: Gadd45
Product: growth arrest and DNA damage-inducible protein GADD45 alpha
Exons: 3
Coding region: 233-727 (164 amino acids)
Biological process (GO): regulation of cell cycle
Cellular component (GO): nucleus; cytoplasm
Source: RefSeq, a predicted model, not a curated record
UCAGUUACAAGCCGCGAAAGUAACGCCACGCCAGUUGAAUUCUUGAAGUUGUGAAAUUGUUGUGACAUACUUUCGAGAGGAUUGCCCUGUGAUAACAUAAUAAGUGCUGAUAAUAGUGAAAGUAAGAAGUAGUUUUGCGUAGUUGUGUGAAGUUCAAGUGAAAAUUCGAAGCUACGGGUUACAGUUCCCGAAAAUUUGUGAAGAUUUGAAAAGUAUACAUUUAACAAGCAAAAUGUACGACGAGUCCGUGGUCUCUGUAAAAACCGAGACAUUCAGUGCAGCUGCGGCUAAAAGUUCAAUUAGUCAGUGUAUCAGAACUGUUCUAAGACGAGCUUGCGUGGAGAAGAGACUGACCAUCGGUCUCUUGCCAGCCAUACAGUAUCUAUCGAAAAAUACAAAUGGAGCGCUGUUUUGCCUGACAACAGAGGCGCCACCUGGAGACAGCGCUACACACAUGCAAGAAGUCCUGUUGCAGGCUUUCUGCGACGAGAACGACAUCUAUGUCAUAAAGGUUGAUUCAGAAAACAAGUUGAAGAGAUUGCUCGGCUUUUGCAAAACUCCUAUGGAUUUCAGUUGCAUUCUCAUUCACUACCCAUACGCUGACCCAUUUAGCGACAGCCAAGAAAUUGACCUUUCAAUCCUAUCUGAAGCUGAGAAGGAUUUGAUUGACCACUGCGACACCAACUGGGGCACUCAGAUGCCGGUCAUCAAACUGCCCGAGAAGUGAACAUAUUCUUUGAAAAUCAUUGAGAAUCGUUGAAUUAUUUGAUCAGUAAUGUCAAAUUGCGUUGAUUCUGCGUAUAGCGCCAUCUAGUGUUGUACUUCGUCCUGUGGACUUGUAGCAAUAUGUUGUAUAAACUUGUUUCUAUAAUUACAAUUAACACUAGACUACUUUUUAAGAUGAGACAUAAGGAUAGGAGUUUAUAUGUACAGCGGUUGUUGUAUUGGAGUUCGCCAUGAAAUGGCUUGUGUUUUAUACUUGUAUAUGAAUAAGUGAUAUGAAAAUGUAGAAGAAAAGAAAUGAAUAAUAUCUGAUACUAUGUAUUGUUAACGUAUUUCUACUUUGUUACUUAAAAUGAACCAAAUAAUAAAGAUGUACUUAUUA